AUGGUUUUAGAAAAGGAGGUUUCUCAGAGAUUUGAUCAUGUUGACAGAGAGAUUCGAGAGCUCAAAGGGAUGGUGGCCUCUCUCUGCAACAACUUCUCUACCCUCAGCACUACUUUUAGCUUUGAGGACUUACUCUCUAAUCCACCAUCUCCUCCUCAUCAUAAGCCUGCACCUCCUACCUCUGCUAUACCCACUUCUCUAAUUUUCACUUCACCAUCUGUACCCCCUACCUCUCCCACUCCUCCUUUAGCCCUUAUUACUUUUCCCCAACCAGUCCCUUCUCUGCAUUUUCCACCAUUCUGUCCACUUUCUCACCUUUCACCUCUUCCUAUUCCACUACCCAUGCCUACUGUUUCUACUCCUUCCCCUUCUUCAUCUGAUGCUGACAAAAAGGGGGAGAAAGAUUCUGAUGUUUAG
Neltuma alba is the source of this 417-nucleotide messenger RNA. Its product is annotated as extensin-like. The transcript has a single exon. The coding region runs from base 1 to 417 and encodes 138 amino acids. NCBI's taxonomy places the organism in Eukaryota, Viridiplantae, Streptophyta, Magnoliopsida, Fabales, Fabaceae. The record is from RefSeq and is a predicted model, not a curated record.